This is a messenger RNA of Babesia bigemina, 1173 nucleotides long. RefSeq names its product chromatin assembly factor 1 subunit C, putative. The record is from RefSeq and is a predicted model, not a curated record. Lineage: Eukaryota; Apicomplexa; Aconoidasida; Piroplasmida; Babesiidae. The coding region runs from base 1 to 1173 and encodes 390 amino acids. Gene Ontology annotation, biological process: regulation of gene expression. The transcript is spliced from 11 exons. Gene Ontology annotation, molecular function: histone binding. Gene Ontology annotation, cellular component: nucleus.
AUGGAUGCCCACCGUCACAAUUGGCUCGUCAACACUAGGGUGCUCUACAAUUUUAUCAGCAGCAUUCGGCUGCCACACCAGCCGAUUGCUGUGGAGUUCCUGCCGGAACUGCCGGGGCGUCGCGAACCCGCCGGGGAUGUCGCGUUCUGCCAAUUGGCCUGCGGUCUGCGGUCGGAGCAGGGAGAGAAGGUCGCUCUUUACUUGCUAGAGGUGGCCCUGCCGGCUCAGCCCAUAAGCGAGGAAAUUCGCCGCUACAGCAAAUGCUUGGACUACGAGGGGUUCCCGCUUCCGGGCUACCCCGAGCCGAUGUACCAGUGCAUCACCAAGGCUGAGCUCGACUGCGGCAUACAAAGCCUGAAAUCUCACAGCUACAACGACAAGUGCUUCCUUGCCGCGAAACAAAAGGAUGUGUUCAUCUUCAAGCUUGAGGGUGGUGUCUCCGAGGAACGAGACAUGAAGCCGUUGCACACGUUCCAGGAUCACGAGGAAGAGGGAUACGGCCUGGCGUUUCACAAGGUACGGCCCAUGUUGGGGUCCUGUUCCGAGGACGGGCGCUUCAACGUCUGGGAUGUUUCGGAACUCGCACCUGUGUACCAGUUCAGCUCGCCCGUGGUGCUGAACUCCGUGGAGUUGCUUGAACACGAGAACCAGGCGCUUGUCGCCGCGGAGGACGGCCACGUGCUCAUCAUGGACUUAAGGCAGCCCGUCGUCGCCGGCAAGACCGCCAAGGUCGACAGCGCCGUCAACACCCUGACAAUCCACUGCGUCAACACUGACAUCUUCGCCUCCGGAACCGCCAGCGGGCUGUGGGACAUACGCAAGCUAGACGCGCCUUUGAGCGGAAUCCAGGCGCACGAUGCUGCCGUCAUCAAGCUCCAGUUCAACCACUAUUUCCCCAUGCUGAUUGGCAGCGCCGCUGAGGAUUCCACCGUGCGCGUCUUCGACCUGGAGGCCCCAUACAGCGAGGACGAGGAUGCUACCCCCACGAACGACGAGGAAUGUGAUGGCGAACCCAUCGAGCUGCUGUUCACGCACGUCGGGCACCGCGAGCACGUCUACGACUUCUGUUGGGGUACUGAGGAGCUUACUGAGACGUACAUUGCCUCCGUGGGCGAUGACUACGGCCUCCAGCUUUGGCAGAUUACCGACGACGUGCUGGACUUCUCGGCGUAA